AUGGGAUUGCUCUUCGUACUCCUAACUAUAUCCAUCUUUUCAUCUCCAUCCGUUACUACUUCUUCUUCCUCAAAACCAGAAGCAGAAGCCCUGCUCAAAUGGAAAACCAGCUUCAUCAACCAAAACAAUCCUCUAAUAUCUUCAUGGUCGUCACUCCUUCACCAAAACACAACCACUGCACCAUGCACCUGGUAUGGUGUUCGUUGUGAUGAUCGUUUGAAUGUAAAACAACUCAACCUUUCGUCUUCAAGGCUAAAUGGUACACUUAAUUAUUUCAUGUUUUCAUCCUUCACUAGUCUUACACAUCUAGACCUCAAAACAAAUGACAUUUCCGGUGGCAUCCCACCUGAGAUCACCUAUCUUUCUAAACUCCUCUUUCUCGAUCUUUCCGGUAAUCAUUUUUCUGGUACAAUCCCCCCCGAAAUAGGAUUGUUAACGAGUCUCGAGACCCUUCGAUUGAACCAGAACCAGUUUAGCGGUUCAAUCCCUGCAUCUUUAGGGAAUUUGACCAAAUUGAUUUAUCUUCGUGCGGAUGACAAUAAGUUAACUGGUUGUAUUCCUCAAGAGAUGGGAAAACUAGCCAAUCUCGUGAACGUCAAUAUUUCCUUCAACUUCCAAAAAGGACCCAUUCCAGCUAUCCUAGGAACCCUAACCAACUUGUCUACUUUGUACCUUUACCAAAACAAUCUUUCGGGUCCAAUCCCUCCUUCGUUAGGAAAUCUGACCUCCUUAACGAUCUUGUCUGUAUAUAUGAACCAACUUUCGGGUCGAAUUCCAGAUGACUUAGGAAAAAUGAAGUCUCUAAUUGUGUUAAUGAUAGGCCAUAAUAAGUUCACUGGUUCCAUUCCUGUUUCACUUAGCAACCUGACCAAGUUAGAGAUCCUUGAUGUUCAUGAAAACUUGCUUUCGGGUUUCAUCCCACCACAACUCGAAAAACUGGAUUCACUAAUUGAACUUUCCUUCAGCCACAACGAGUUUAGCUGUCAAAUCCCGGCUUCACUUGGAAACCUUAGCAAGUUGGAACAGUUGUACCUUAAUGACAACCUGCUAACUGGUUUCAUUCCUGAAGAGUUGGGGAACAUGAACUCUCUUGUUGAGAUUUACGUGGUCGAGAAUCGGCUCGAAGGUCAAAUCCCAUAUUCAAUUGGUAACCUCAGAAAUUUGGAGAUAUUUGUGCUUCAUGACAACCAAUUUUCGGGUUUUUUCCCAGAAACGAUAAGCCAUUGUGAAAAACUGAGAUAUUUGACUUUAAGUAAUAACUCGGUCAUGGGUCCAGUCCCUCAAUCGGUUUGCAACUUGAAAUCCCUUCAGAUUCUUGACCUGGGGAAUAACCGGUUUAGUGGUGUGCUUCCUCAAUGUUUGGGUAAUUUCAGCAGCAACCUCCAAGUGUUGGAUCUCCGGUUGAAUGGCUUCCGUGGAAACAUUCCUGCAACAUUCGAUCAAAAUAACGACUUAAGGAGUCUGAACUUGAACAGCAAUCGACUGCAAGGCUCAGUUCCCUGGGAUUUGAUCAAAUGUAGGAAACUGGAAGUUUUAGAUUUGGGAAACAACAUGCUAACGGGAACAUUCCCUCACUGGGUGGAUACGCUUCCAGAGCUUCAAGUUCUGGUCUUGCGAGGUAAUAAACUCAAGGGCACUUUAGACAAUUCCAACAACAAAACGCCGUUUCCAAAGAUGCGAAUUCUUGACCUGUCCAGCAAUGAAUUCAGUGGGAAUUUGCCGAAAAAUUACUUCAAGAACUUUAAAGCGAUGAUGGGUGUAAAUGGAGACUCAUCUGGACCACUGUACAUGGGACGAAAUUCGUCUAUGUCCAUGUAUCAAGACAAAUUGGUGCUAGUGGUGAAGGGAUCGAGACGCGAACUGGAGAGAAUCCUUGUCGUCUACACCACAAUAGAUCUUUCGGUUAAUAAAUUCCAAGGAGAAAUUCCGGAUACCAUCGGAAGAUUAAGUUCACUGCUGCUCCUGAAUCUAUCCCAUAACAGUCUCACGGGAGGAAUUCCGAUACACCUGAGAGAUCUUAGAGUGCUCGAGUCUUUAGAUCUCUCAUCGAACAAGAUGGUAGGUAAAAUUCCUUUAGAACUAAAGACUUUGACAUUCCUUUCGGUCGUAAACUUUUCCCAAAAUCAGUUUCAAGGAAGCAUACCUGAAGGUAGACAGUUUAAUACGUUUGGGAACAAUUCAUAUGAAGGGAACAUGGGGUUAUGUGGAUUCCCUUUGACAAAGAGCUGUGGAGAUGAUGAGGUGUCAUCAUCUCCGAUACCGAUUGAAGAUGAUGAUGACGACGACUCCGGUUUCUUUAAUGGAUUUACUUGGGAAUCUGUGGCUUUGGGAUAUGGAUUUGGGAGUGUAAUUGGAUUGGGUAUUGGAUGGCUUAUGUUUCGCUAUGGAAGGCCUAGAUGGGUUAUUAGGAUUGUGGAAAGAGAACGAUUUAGACAAGAAAGAAAAGCAAUGAAGACUCCUCAGGUUGAAGUAUGGGCAACCAGUAGACGGAAAAAGCUUUCUCAAGUUUCUCAUGUAAAUUUUACAAUGUCUUUUUGA
This is a messenger RNA of Lactuca virosa, 2538 nucleotides long. The record is from the annotation of a GenBank genome assembly. NCBI's taxonomy places the organism in Eukaryota, Viridiplantae, Streptophyta, Magnoliopsida, Asterales, Asteraceae.